Molecule: messenger RNA, 138 nt
Organism: Scutellospora calospora
Lineage: Eukaryota; Fungi; Glomeromycota; Glomeromycetes; Diversisporales; Gigasporaceae
Source: the annotation of a GenBank genome assembly
AUUGAACAAGUUACUAACAGUGACAUGAUUAUAACAGAAUUAAUGAUUAAGGAAAAGGCAGUUGAUUUUGUAAAAGCCUUGAAUUUAGGAAAUAAUGCUUUGACAUUUUUAAAUAGAUGGAUUCAUAAAUUUAAAUGA